CACUUGCAUCUGAUUGACAUCCGUCACGUGACGGCGGAUCCGAGUGGUACCAUCCUGGCCUCGGUAGACACGAGCUCGUGGUCUAGUCCGGCCAAGUUGGCGAAUCAAAAUGGUGCCAACCAAAUCGUCCAGAUCAUUUUGGCCCCGUGUUCCGGCUCGACACGUCUCAUGGGUCUGAUCGGUCCACAUGGUUCACUGUGUGUUUGUGAAAUCAAGCCUGCGGGUUCAUCUACCACGGCCACUCUUCCAUCCCGUCCCCUGUAUCAGUCUGAUGCGUCCACUUCUGGCGGAGUAAAUCCGUCCACUGCGAUCGGUUUGCGGCGCGCAGGUGGCUUAUUUCUACCCCCGUUAGAUCGAACCGAAUCGUCUGGACCAGAGCCAUGCAUGCAUUGGUCCGCUCUGACCUACUCUGGUCUACCGGAACUCAAUCCCGAUCGAAAUCUGGGUCCACUCCUUCACCUCGGUCUACCUCGAUUACACAGCGGGCCGUGGGGUGGACCUUGGGGCAAGCAUCGUCCCAAUUGUCCCCUGCUGCACAGUAACGGUCCGGUCGCCGAUUGCCCCGGUCCUUAUUAUAUCCGUUCCUGUUCGGAUCCGGUCUGGUCGGCUUUUGAUUCGUCCACUGAGGCAAAUCGUGAAUUCCAGUCGAAAUUGGCUUGCAUCCCACAAACUGUCAAUUGA
This is a messenger RNA of Echinostoma caproni, 681 nucleotides long. The record is from the annotation of a GenBank genome assembly. Lineage: Eukaryota; Metazoa; Platyhelminthes; Trematoda; Plagiorchiida; Echinostomatidae.